AGUAACACAGCUGCCUUACAGAACUAGCAGUAAUUUCAAGAAACCUGUGGAGUAUUUGUUCUCAGCUGACUCGAACAGAAGAGCUUCUUCAUCCAGCUGAAUUGUCAAAGAAUAUCAGGAGCCAAAAUGAAAACCAUCUUCCACUCCUUCCUCUACUGCUGCCUGCUUGCAACAGUAGCACACUGUGUGGAACUUGAGGUGAACCCCGAGUUGAAAAAAAGAAUAAGCUUAUGGCUCGGGAGCAGAUUGAGACGGGAUCUUGACAGUAUGACAGUCGAGAAUACAGCGGAGUCUCAGAACUUUGUCAGACCAGAGGAUAUCAGGGAUACUUUACUGCCACAUUCCAGCACUGACAUCAACAUCCGAACCAAGAGGUCAAAAAACUCAGCCAACCAGUCAAGAAGACAUGGCUGUUCGUUGGGCACUUGUGCAGUACACGACCUGGCACACCGUCUGCACCAGUUUAGCAACAAGUUGAAGAUUGGGAGCGCCCCUGUUGACAAGAUCAGCCCUCAGGGAUAUGGCCGGAGGCGCCGAUCUCUCCCAGCGCACCGAGUAACACUGAAGCGAGAGCAGGGCAGGCUGAGGCCCGUGUGGAGCACAAAUGACUCACAAGUUCACAAGCUCGAAGCUCUCCUCAGACGGACAUGAGUGGGACUUUCAAAAGAGGAGCUUGUAACAAAAAGAAAGGGAGUAGCUCUAUCGAGCUAGUGUCCUCUGUACUCUGUUAUAAAAUUCUCGAAAUGCCUCAAACUGUUGCCAAGUAUACUCCAGCACAUUUGUUCCAGUCAUGAGGACUGAGUCAGUGCAAGACUGGCUGCUGCUGAGUUUCUCUUAAGACUGAGCCUUUGCAGCUCUGCAGUCCAGAACUCGCAAACAACUGCAGCUGGCUGAAAGACACUGGAUGGCAAAGUGUGGAGCGGACUACAGGUGCCGUCGCUUGGCAGAGAGAAAGGAAGAGUGCAAAUACCUGGCAAAGCAAACACAUCCUCUGGCUGAAAGAAGGAACUCUCCUCCAACAAUUCUGGGACUUUACACAUUUAUUGCUCAAGGCCAGGACUUCGAUAAGUGCUGUCUCCUGAGGACUAAUACCACCAUGUUCCAUCAAACUGUCAGUAAUUGUAUGCACUUUUCCUUUUGGACGUAAAGUACAUUGAAUCAUCAGGAAAAGACAUUGUCAUCAUAAUGCUAAACAGGAAGAUCGGCUGCAGAGCUCUGACGCUCUCAGUUUUGGACACUGUAAAAGGGAAAAUGCCUUAGAUCCUGUGAGAUGUGUGCCAGUCCGCAAUGGAUUGAAAUAUACUUGAAAAUGCUAUUGUCUGUACAAAAACAUGUGCAAUCUAUUUUUUUUAUUACAGGUAUAUGUAUAUAUGAAUUCCUUUUAUUUAAAUAUUAUAUAGAGGUUACACUAAAGUACUUAUGCAGAUGGAGCUAUUUUUGUACAGGAAGAAAUAUAUAUAAGGGCAUUGUAGCUAUUUGUCAUUAUUCCCUUGCAAACUGUGGUAAUGUGUUUUAUAAGUAUAUUAUUAUAUAUUUGUAUAUGUGUUCUAUUUUAUUUGUGUCAAAGCAAUAACAUUGUCAUUUAAUAAACAUUU
Cololabis saira (Pacific saury) is the source of this 1595-nucleotide messenger RNA. RefSeq names its product adrenomedullin a (gene adma). Gene Ontology annotation, molecular function: adrenomedullin receptor binding; hormone activity. NCBI's taxonomy places the organism in Eukaryota, Metazoa, Chordata, Actinopteri, Beloniformes, Belonidae. The record is from RefSeq and is a predicted model, not a curated record. Gene Ontology annotation, biological process: adrenomedullin receptor signaling pathway; positive regulation of heart rate; adenylate cyclase-activating G protein-coupled receptor signaling pathway. Gene Ontology annotation, cellular component: extracellular region. Bases 127 to 651 code for a protein of 174 amino acids. The transcript is spliced from 4 exons.